Messenger RNA from Pipra filicauda (Wire-tailed manakin), 3423 nucleotides. It is a transcript of the gene GLDN, whose product is annotated as gliomedin. Gene Ontology annotation, cellular component: cell surface. NCBI's taxonomy places the organism in Eukaryota, Metazoa, Chordata, Aves, Passeriformes, Pipridae. The coding region runs from base 135 to 1685 and encodes 516 amino acids. The transcript is spliced from 10 exons. The record is from RefSeq and is a predicted model, not a curated record. Gene Ontology annotation, biological process: signal transduction.
CAAGCCCUGGUGUGGGAGGGGACGGUGGCGGCCGGGCUUGGUGGCCCCGUGCCCCCUUCCCCUGUCCUGGGCCCCCUCCCGCAGCAUCCCUGGGGAUAAAUGCGCGCCGGCGGCGGUCCGCCCGUGCCCGUGCGAUGGAGGCGGGCGGGCGGGCGCUGCUGGCGGCCGUGGGGCUGCUGUCGGCGCUGAGCGCGGCGGGCACGCUGUUCCUGCUGGCGCAGUGGCGGGAGCUCGGCGCGGCGCUGCGGGAGCUGGAGGCAGUGCGGGGGAACGGCUCCGUGCGGGGGCUGCCGGGCGAGCCCGGUCCCGCCGCCCCCGCCGCCCGCACCAAGCGGAGCCGCCGCGGGGAGCGCGGCCGCGGCACCGUGCGCGCCGAGAGCGACGAGAUGCUGAUGAUGCUGACCUACUCCAUGGUGCCGGUCCGAGUGAUGGUGGAUUUAUGUAACAGCACAAAAGGGAUAUGCUUAACAGGCCCUCCGGGUCCCCCAGGGCCUCCUGGACUUGAUGGACUGCCUGGCUACAAUGGAUCAGAUGGAGUCCCAGGCAUACCAGGACAAAAGGGAGAACCAGGACUAAAUGGAAAAAGAGGAAAAAUAGGUCUGCCAGGACCAAAAGGUGAUCAAGGACAGAAAGGAGAACCUGGAGAAAUGGGUUUACCUGGCAAGGAUGGUAUGCCAGGAGUAAAAGGUGCAAGAGGAGCCAAGGGGGAAAAGGGGGAUGCAAGCAAUGAUGUGAUAUUAGAAGGUGCAAAAGGUGAACCUGGACCACCAGGGCCCCCUGGACCACCUGGACCCCCGGGGCCUCCAGGUAAACGUAAAGGUAAAGCUAAAGCAGAGCUUCAGGAGAACACAUGCAGCAGCACAUGCACAGGUGAGUGUGCUGAACCAAAUGAUGACACCCUGGCUGGAAAAGCUGAAGACAGAACCCCUGGUCCUUCAAAAAAACCUGAAUGCAUCAUAACAUCUGUGGGAAGUCCUGUUCACUUUGUCAGUGUUCAGCAAACGUUUGGAACUUGGAUGCGGGAGCCUGCAAAUAUAAGUGAUGAAAGGAUUUGGCUUACCAUGCAUUUCUUAGGAAACUCUAUAAAAGAAUAUGAGAAUUCCAAUGCCUUGCUGAAUGACAGCUACAGGAUCAUUAACAUCACGGGAUUCUUUUAUGGAUGUGGUCAUGCAGUACAAAACAAUCAUCUGUACUAUCAGAAGGGAGGAACCAAUGUCAUUCUGAAAUUUGGGCUCGACAGAGCAUCGCUGGGCACUCUGCUCAUUGAAAAUGCCCUACACCAUGGGCGCAACUACCUCUUCUCUAACUCCAAGACGUAUUUCAACAUAGCAGUGGAUGAGAAGGGGCUCUGGAUUAUCUAUGCCUCGAGCACUGAUGAAAACAUAAUGGUAGCACAUAUUGAUGAAGAAACGUUUUCAGUCAUUCAGCACAUCAACACCACAUAUCCAAAGUCCAAGGCUGGUAAUGCAUUCAUAGCAUGUGGUAUUAUUUAUGUUACUGACACUAAGGACAUGACAGUAAGUUUUGCUUUUGAUUUACUGAAAGGGAAGCAGGUUGAUGCAAGGUUUGAAUUACGGUCUUCACAGUCUGUUCUUGCUAUGCUUUCGUACAGCCUACGAGACAAGAAUUUGUACACGUGGGAGAACGGGAGCUUAAUGGUGUACCCUGUACAUUUUGGUAGAUGAAAAUAUUUUAACAUGCCAUGUAUGGGAGCCAUGCUUGUCUAAAUAAUCUAUUUAAAGCUCUGUGACAUACACACGUGGGUCUCUUCACUUGGCAUCAUUUUCUGUUUACUGAUGGUGGUUUGUGAGUGUGUCUAAAAGCGAGAUCAGGUGCCUUUGUAUAAAACACACUUCAGUUACACGGGCCAUCCUCAUCUUUUUAAAAAACAGUUGUUCACUAUUGCAGCUGGCAAACAGUUAGCACAAACUUGCUUUUGUUUCUCUCCGUUAUUCAGCUCAUAAUUGUAUCUAAUGUACAUCGAUUAUUCCACGGUCAUGUGCUCAGCAGAGACUAUUUAUAACUUUCAGUUGUGAUCAUCUUCUCUGCAAUCAUUUUCUAGUCAGUGAUUAUGGUCUAGUAUAAAUAUCUAAAUAAUGAACUUUUGUGUACAAAUACCUUUGUCACUUUCAUUUAAUUUCCAUGGAUUCUCAGUGAAGAUUUUUUUCUGAACAGAGGCUUACAGCUGUUAAAAAUAAGGGGGAUGGAAAGAGUUAUUUAAAUAGAAAAAAAAGCUGAAAAGCUUCCCCUUUGAUGAGCUCAAUCAACUGUUAAUAAUCAAAAGCAAAAUCCAGCCAAAGUACAAGGAAAAUAGGAAUAAUGACAUGAAGUACUGAAUAUACAUUUUGUUUCAUAAAUGAAGAAUUGGCAGAAAAGUACCAAGGUUUAAAAUUGAAGAGAAGAUGUAACAUUUAUGAUUAAAUUUUCAUUUUUAACAGUGUUUGCAUUUUGAAUGUUGCUGCAGCCUCUUCCUUGCCCCUCACUGUCAUGUAAACCAUACCAUCAUAACUUGUUUAUAAUUGCAUUUAAUUAUAGUAAGGCAUAUUUCUAAAAUAAAAUGUCCCCACAUUCAUCCAUACAAAUGAAAUCAUAAAAUGAAGGGUAUAUGUUUUUGCUGCUAUUCUUAGAAAAAUAAAGUAGCUUAAGCAGGAAUACAUGUAUUCAUUAUACUGCUUAAUGGCUUAAUUUGUUGUUAACCUUAAGUCAGAGACCACAUAUUCACACUGAAAUUUUUGAGAGCUAGAGCUGAGAAAUAAUAGGAACUUUUUAAUUUUGUUCUGGUAUUUCAGGUUUCUAAAUUCAACAUUGGGACAUAAAUCUCUACUGUUGUUUUGUGUAUCUAUAUUCAAAAUCGUGCUCUUGGGAAAACCCCUACUUGAAUUUCUAAGCUGUCUGUGCAUAUUGCUAAAGUUUAUGGAGCUCAUCCAAAUAUUUAGAAGCAAAGUGUCAUUUAAAUCCUGAACUGCACUGAAGUGUUUAAUACCUGUGUGACAUCCAGGCACUGUCAAAGGGAUUAAUGAAUUUGGGAAUGUCUGUGCCCGCAGAACCUUGUCUAGCUGAAAAAAUUCCUCUGCUGCAGCUAAACUUCAGUGUGUGAUACAGUGAUGGUUGGGUCUCUUCUCAGCAUACCUGCUGUUUUCACUAAGGCCUUGCAGACAAAGAAGAGAGAGAUGCAGACAAAACAAAAAAUCAUAAUUAAUACUUUGAACUAGUAUAUGCACAAAACCUCAUAGAUUAACAGUUCUAUUUAUACCUGUAUAAAGAAUGUGACACUUCACACACUCCAGAGCUACAGUUCUAUGGGCUGCUUUUGACUUCUGUGGGGUGUGGGGUUUUUUGGUAGUUUUUUCAUGUUUAUGUUUGUUUGUGGUGUUGUUUUAAAAACUGAGUUGUGGUACUAAUAAAGUAAGCUUUUUUGGCUAA